Molecule: messenger RNA, 676 nt
Organism: Erythranthe guttata (spotted monkey flower)
Lineage: Eukaryota; Viridiplantae; Streptophyta; Magnoliopsida; Lamiales; Phrymaceae
Source: RefSeq, a predicted model, not a curated record
AAAAUUUACGGGGCACCAUUGUUAUGCAGGUACGAAGAGGACGAGAGUUUGACGAAUACGAGGAAAAAACUGAAGAGAUACAUGCAUUACUACGAGAGAUGGGCGGCCAACCACAAGUCGAGGGAAAUCGCGGCGGGUAACCUCAAGUGGGCGAAAGACGAGCUUAUUUCGGUUGUAGCCGAAAACAACCAACAACUACCAGAAGAUGGAGUGGAAUUGGUGAUCGAAGCCUUUGAGCUGAUAACGGAAAGCAGGACCGCGUUGAAAUGGAGCUACGCGUACGGUUACUACGUGCCUUGGCGUGCAAAUUCGGCAAAGUUGGCCUUUUUCUUGUUCUUGCAAGGGCAGGCCGAGCGCGUUCUCGAGACGCUUCACCGUUGUGCUGAGAGGGGGGUUGAAAAGUACUCGAAAACCGAUUUUCAUCUGUACGAGUUUAGGGAUUUUACAGAUGAGCUGAGAGGUUUGAUCGAAUUGACGAGGAAUCACUUUGGGGAGUUGGUUCGAGCGUUGGAGAAUAAUCUUUCCGAAGUUACUGAAGUUAAGAAACCUGUCGAAAAACCACCAGCUCCUUCUAAGAGACGGACACGCUGAACAAACCCUACGUUUUACAUUUACGUUUUAUUUCGAAUCUGCAAAACUUAUUGCCAAUAGUAUAUAUGCUUUCUAAUUUUUACCU